Messenger RNA from Callorhinchus milii (elephant shark), 5085 nucleotides. RefSeq names its product membrane-associated ring finger (C3HC4) 6 (gene marchf6). Lineage: Eukaryota; Metazoa; Chordata; Chondrichthyes; Chimaeriformes; Callorhinchidae. The transcript is spliced from 26 exons. Gene Ontology annotation, molecular function: zinc ion binding. Gene Ontology annotation, cellular component: endoplasmic reticulum membrane. The coding region runs from base 59 to 2857 and encodes 932 amino acids. The record is from RefSeq and is a predicted model, not a curated record.
CCUCCGGGUGCGCAGUUCCAUCUGGUGUUGUGUUUGUGAGAAGAGGGAGGCACUGUGCAUGUAUGAAGGUGCCUCUCUCCCCUGGAUGUGUGCAGGCGAAUCUGAAUCUUCCAUUAAAAAUAUAUGCCGGGUUUGCCGGUCAGAAGGAACAAUGGAUAAACCACUUUACCAUCCUUGUGUCUGCACUGGUAGUAUCAAAUUUAUUCAUCAAGAGUGUUUAGUCCAGUGGCUCAAGCACAGCAGAAAAGAAUACUGUGAACUAUGCAAACACAGAUUUGCUUUCACACCGAUUUAUUCUCCAGAUAUGCCAUCCAGGCUACCGAUUCAGGAUAUUUGUGCAGGAUUGGUUACGAGUAUUGGUACAGCAAUACGUUACUGGUUCCAUUACACACUGGUGGCCUUUGCAUGGCUGGGAGUUGUACCUCUUACAGCAUGUCGCAUCUACAAGUGUUUGUUUACUGGCUCUGUGAGCUCACUGUUGACACUGCCACUAGAUAUGUUAUCCACGGAAAAUCUGCUGGCAGAUUGUUUGCAGGGUUGUUUUGUAGUAACCUGCACACUCUGUGCAUUCAUUAGCCUUGUCUGGCUACGAGAACAGAUUGUGCAUGGUGGAGCUCCUCAGUGGCUGGAACAAAACCAAGCCCAGCCGCCCAAUGGAGCUGCACAACAGAAUGAGCCUCCAGCUGCUCCAAAUGUUGCGGCGGAGAAUCCACCAGUUGCACAACCAGUGAACCAGGCAGUAGAGAAUCCAGCAGCAGCCGGGGAAGCUGCCGCCGUAGCACCAGAGAACGCAGACGUUCGGGCGGAUGAUGCCGACAAUGAAGAAGAGGAGAAUGAGGACGAAGAUGAUGCUGUUGUAGAAGAUGGUGCGGAUGCUAACAAUGGUGCACAAGAUGACAUGAACUGGAAUGCCCUGGAAUGGGAUAGAGCUGCAGAAGAACUUACGUGGGAGCGGAUGCUUGGAUUGGAUGGUUCGCUUGUGUUCUUGGAACAUGUCUUCUGGGUGGUUUCAUUAAACACAUUGUUCAUACUUGUAUUUGCAUUCUGUCCAUAUCAUAUUGGACACUUCUCCGUCGUUGGUCUAGGUUUUGAGGAGUAUGUUCAAGCCUCCCAUUUUGAAGGCCUGAUAACAACUAUAGUUGGCUAUGUUUUGCUGGCUAUGACUCUAAUAGUCUGUCACGCCCUGGCUGCACUGGUGAAGUUCCAGCGAUCACGACGUUUAUUGGGCGUAUGCUACAUUGUUGUUAAGGUGUCCUUGCUCGUAGUUGUGGAAAUUGGUGUGUUUCCUCUUAUAUGUGGCUGGUGGCUUGACAUUUGCUCCCUGGAAAUGUUUGAUGCUACAUUGAAAGACCGAGAGCUGAGUUUUCAGUCUGCACCUGGAACCACAAUGUUCUUGCACUGGCUGGUGGGAAUGGUCUACGUAUUCUACUUUGCUUCCUUUAUUCUCCUACUAAGAGAGGUUUUGAGACCUGGUGUCUUGUGGUUUUUAAGGAAUCUGAAUGAUCCAGACUUUAACCCGGUUCAGGAGAUGAUUCACCUGCCUAUUUAUAGGCAUUUCAGACGUUUUAUCCUGUCUGUGAUUGUCUUUGGGUCCAUUGUACUCCUUAUGCUUUGGUUACCAAUUCGUAUUAUUAAGACUCUUCUCCCUGAUUUUCUUCCAUACAAUGUGAUGCUUUACAGUGAUGCUCCAGUCAGUGAAUUGUCCCUGGAGCUUCUGCUCCUGCAGGUGGUAUUGCCUGCCCUACUGGAACAGGGACACACCAGGCAGUGGCUUAAGGGUCUUGUGCGAGCUUGGACUGUUACAGCCGGGUACCUGCUAGACCUUCACUCAUAUUUACUUGGAGACCAAGAAGAAAAUGAGAACAAUGCAAACCAGCAGGCGAACAAUAACCAACAACCUCGUAAUAACAAUGUCAUACCUGUAGUUGGUGAAGGACUUCAUGCCGCCCACCAGGCCAUAUUGCAACAGGGUGGACCUGUUGGUUUUCAGCCUUAUCGUAAACCUCUGCAAUUUCCAUUCAGGAUCCUUCUCUUGGUAAUCUUCAUGUGUGUGACAUUAUUGAUUGCAAGCCUCAUCUGCCUCACAUUACCAGUUUCAGCAGGUCGUUGGCUUAUGUCAUUUUGGACCGGGAGUGCCAAAAUUCAUGAACUAUACACAGCUGCCUGCGGACUGUAUAUAUGCUGGUUGUCUAUUCGAGCAAUUACAGUAAUGGCAGCAUGGAUGCCACAGGGACGAGAUGUUAUUUUUCUGAAACUGAAGGAAUGGUCCCUUAUGAUAGUGAAAACACUGAUAGUGGCCCUGCUGCUGGCUGGAAUGGUUCCUCUUCUUUUAGGUCUCUUGUUUGAGCUGGUUAUCGUAGCUCCCUUGCGGGUUCCUCUGGAUCAGACGCCACUCUUCUACCCGUGGCAGGAUUGGGCUCUAGGUGUUCUCCAUGCCAAAAUUAUUGCUGCAAUAACUCUGAUGGGACCUCAGUGGUGGCUGAAAACAGUUAUUGAACAGGUCUAUGCAAAUGGCAUUCGAAACAUUGAUCUGCAUUUUAUAAUUCGCAAAUUGGCAGCACCAGUUAUUGCAGUGUUGUUGUUAUCACUUUGUCUACCAUAUGUUAUAGCUACAGGCAUUGUUCCCCUAUUGGCAGUAACUACUGAGAUGCAGAACCUAGUCCAGCGUCGGAUUUAUCCUUUCCUUUUAAUGGUGGUGAUAUUGAUGGGAGUCCUUUCCUUCCAAAUCCGCCAAUUCAAGCGCCUCUAUGAACACAUUAAAAAUGACAAGUAUCUUGUUGGCCAGCGUCUAGUUAACUACGAACGAAAGGCUGCUAAACAAUCCAAGACGACUGCACCACCUUCCUUUGAGGAGUAGUGGUUCUGGCCUACCUAUCCCUUAUGUGCUCCUCCUUUGAUCUAUCUCUUUCUCCCCUCCCCCCCCCUCGUCUCCCUGCUCCCUUGUUUGCAUCUUUGCUCAUGUCAAGCAGACAAAAAAGUUCAGUUUUCUCACCUUAAUUACUGUCCCAUUGCUGUCUGAAAACUGUAUAUCUGUAAAUAGAAUGAACAUUCUGAACCCCUUAAAAAAGAUAAAUGAAUGUGCAUUGUAAAUCUUAAAAUAUGUAUAUUAAUUUAUUAAAUGUAGUCAUCACUUUAUUUGGACUGUUGUCCUACAUUUUGCAAGUGAGAGUGGUACAGAGACCAUAUAGCAAGGGUAAGUUUGUGAUGACUUCAUGAACUCAUUUUUACAGAUGUUCACAAUGGUUGGUACUUUAAUACCCUGGAAUUCAAGUAAACUUUACAAAGCAGGGCAAAGCAAAAACAGAAAACAAAGGUUGCAAAUGGUUAGGAUUCACAAAACACUUAAUUUCAAUUGUUGUUCAUGCCCAAAAUCUAAUGUUUUGGUAAGACAGUUCUAAAGUCUACUUUAGAGCAAAAUAUUAAAUGCCAUAUAGAGCAUUGUUUUAGCCUAACACCAACAUCACUCACAUAUAUACUUUGGUUUCGGCAGAUGUCUAAUUGCAGACUAAUCCACGACCUCCUGCAACAAUACUUUUCACUAUUAUCUCCCCUGGACAUAAUGUAGAUCUAUCUCAUUUUUGCAGUCUUUUGUACUAAUUUGAUUUGCUAUUUCUUCAACAAAGUGAAUGGCACCAUCGAGGUUGGAUUUAGGCUGCAUAGCUCGGACAUUUUUGAAGUGCCUAAGCUUUUCUGCUGCCUACCUUGGAUAAUUGGAAGAAAUCUUUUCUUGGAUAAUUGGAAGAAAUCUUGUUUCUGGGGGACAAGGGUGGGUGGAGAUUUUAUUUGUAGAAUUGCCCUUCUAUUCUCUGUAUAUUCCCAGAACUGUGAAUUGAUUUUUGUGUAAUGUUCAGCAAAUUUAUUUUCUGAAGAGAAAAAUGCUGAGCAUUUGUGAUGCUACCCUUAUUAAUGGGGCAGUGGCAUGCUUUACAUUACAAAGCCAAAUCCAUACAAUUUAAAAGCUGUAAUGUUUUACAGUCAGCACCUGACUUAGUGUAUUGAUAAUACUGUUAUUUGCAUUAAUGGGAAUGUUUUAAAUUUUUAAACAGUGAUGUAUAACAAAUGUAGAUGAAGAAAUGGGUACUGUUGACUUAAUGUGAACAGUUGCUUAAACAGAAUUUUCCAGAAUCUGACCACUCCCCUCUUUGUCUUGAUUUUUAUACAAUAUAUAUUUAUAAAAGAAUUUCAGAAGUGACGAAUCCAUGCAAAUCUGUAUUUGUUCUACACGCUUUACUGCAGAUGGUAGUGAAAGGAUGAAUUACCACAUCAAAAGGUGUAGUAAGAUUACUUGUAAGGAAAUAUCAAAUUUACUAUUUGCAUUUGUCUUUUCGGAGCUAUAAUACAGAAUUUCUGCAAUAAGCAAUCAUUUAAGUAUUCUUGCCACACCGAGACCUAGAAUUUGAAUCAAAAGUUGGUUUCAAAUGCACUUCAUCAUCCAAAUUGAACUUAGAAAACUGAACCAGAUAGUAGAUCUUCGCAGUAUAUGUAAAUUGGAGAAUAUCUCCCUCUCCUGUCCCACUUGCAAAAUCACCAUUGCAAACACUGUCAUGUACAUCAUUUGAUGCAUCUGCAUUACAAUGUUUGAGAAGGGCUUCCUUUUCUCUCAAAGACUGAAUCAUCAUUAAGGAGUUAAGUGGACCUUAACUAAAUGGCUGAGUGGCACAAUUUGUUCUCUAUGGGAAACAUGCAUGUAAAUAUCAAACAAGAUUGUUACUUUAUUUUGGAUUUCCUUUUUGGAAAUCCCAUGUUGUAUUCUGACUCCUGGAACACCUGUCUGACAUUUAUUGACAGAUGUAGUCAUUAUUAACUUUUUUUGUGUGUUUGCAAUGACCCAAUACCAACGCUAACUAUGUAAUUUAGCAACAAGCCAUCUUUUGAAGUUGUAUCAAGGUGGUAAGCGUGCUCUUCCAAUAGAGGUAUUUCACCCUUUUACUACUUACACAAAAUUGCUCUCACCCUAUCGGUCAUGGGGCAAUUUGCUGUUUGUCAUUGUUAGUUGGUGUCGGUGCAAAUCAUAUUAUGGCCUCUUUCCUUGUGGUUGGUUUGGGGGAGGUGUUAAAGAAAUAAAUGAAUUGAAUUCAGGAGGAA